ACUACUCGUCCCAGGGUGCAGUUCCACACCUCCGGUUCCCUAGUAACUCUCUCCAAGCGUUGGAGUCAGUGUUUGGAGAAAGGGGUUCAGGCUUACCAAAGUUUUGGUUUUGUUGCAAAAGCAAGUCAAGACUUAACUCUUCUCUGGUGAACAAGUGUGCAGAUUGUGACAUAUGUCCAUCCAAGAAAUAAAUAAACAUGCAGUUCUCCCUCCUAUCAUUAGUAGAAGUGACAAGGAAUUUUUGGAAAGUAUGCAAAGAUACAUAAUCACAGAAACUGAAAGAGUGGGCUGUACUGAGGAAGGACCUGCUGAUGAAUAUUACAUCAUAUACCGAAACGUUUUUGAUAAGGUAAUAGAGUAUGUCACUGCAUACAAAUCCAUUCUUACUUCGAUCAAAAAAGAAUAUGAUGCCUUUAUUGAGACAAUGAAGGAAGGCCAAAGAACUGCAUUUUGUCUUCAUGGAAAACUUAAAGCUUUGGCAGCAGAGCCCACAGCAUUGGUGUAUCACAGGAAAAGAACAAUCCAACUUGAAACAAAAAAGAGGGUUAUUGAAAAUAAUUCCUCAAAGAUUCAAUUGCAAAUAGACAAAAUGAAACAACUUAGGGCAGAAUAUGAUGCAAAAGAAGUAAGAUACCAUACUUUCUCCAAAGAUCCUUCAAAACCUAUUCCAGGCAUGACUCUCCAAGAAUCUGUCAAUUUAGUUGCUCUCACUAAAUACCUGAAACAUCUUGAAGAUAAAUAUGCUGAAAUUAAACAGGCUAUGUUGAAAAAAUAUGUACCAGUUCAGAGGAGGGCAGAGUUAGAUGAGGAAAUGAUUGUAACAUUAAAACGGAGAGAUUUAGCUGAAAAUCUGAACAAAGAAUUACAGUUUCGUCAUCAAAGACUGCAGAUUAUUUCAAAUGCACUUACUUCAUGGGUAAAAUCUGAUAUGAGCAGCUCAUUUGAAGACUUUGUGGAGCAAAUUCAGAAAACUAAAAGUUUACCUGUAAUUAUAGGUGACGAAGGCAUUGUUGAAGAACUGCUUGAAGACGAUCCAGGCAAGGCAAAAGAAGCUGAAAUUUUGCUUUGCUACAUUGAAAGGUUCAAUGACUUAAUGUCACUUGGUGAAUAUGAAAAGGCAGCUUGUUUUGCAGCAAACAGUCCUAGAAGAAUUCUUCAAAACAUUGGGACAGUGAAUAAAUUUAAGGCUGUUGGAAAGAUUAGAGGCAAGCCUUUUCCAUUACUCUUAUUUUUUGAGACCAUCUUUAGCACAAGUCAUGCAUGUAGACGUCCUAUUGAUGCAGAACUAACCCUGGAAGGAAUCAAAUGUGGAUUAUCUGAAAAACGUUUAGAUUUAGUUAUCAAUUGGGUCACCCAGGAAAGGCUCACAUUUUCUGAAGAGUUGGGGGAUGUGAUUUGUGAUUAUGGGGAACAGGAUACUUACAACAAGGCCAAGUGCCUGGCUUUAGCUCAGAUGAUCUACAGUGACUGUGGCCUGCAUAAGAAAGCUCUUCUUUGCCUAUGUAAACAGGGUCAGAUUCAUGGGGCCAUGGAAUACAUACAGCAAUUCAAGGAUUUUACUUAUGAUGACCUGAUGCAGUUAAUAAAGUUAUGUCCUCACACUGAAUUAAUUCAGUGUCUCACUAGAGAAUGGAACGGGAAACCACCAUCUUUAUCUUUUGGCCUUGCUAUACUUCAUCUGUUUUCUGUAGAUAUGAAAAAAGUUGGCAUUAAGCUACUUCAAGAAAUAAGUAAAGGUGGGAAAGGUAUAGUUGAACAUCUUAUGAUAAAUGAUCCAUUUUCCUCAUUAGAAAACUGGCAAGAAAUGGCAAAUAUAUGUUUACAGAAUGGCUUUGACAAAUUAUCUCACGACAUCAUGUCCAUUCUUCGAUCUCAGGCUGGAGUAACAGAAAUUUCUGAAAAGGAUGAUACAGUCAACUUAAUGGAACAUGUUUUUUGGUAGUUCUAGGUCUUAACCAGUUGAGGGAGCUUAUAUAACAUUUUAUGUGUAUUGGUUGGGCAAGCUGGUUUUGGCAUAACUAACUUAUAAAUAAAUCUAAAGUAUGAAGCUCUCAGAAAUAAAUCAUGCUGUUUUUGUUAUGAUGAUUUGUCCUUGAAACAUUUAUACUGUUGCUUUCUUUUUUCCAUAUGGUCAUUUCUGAUAUUGAAUCUUGAUAAAAUCCAAGAAUAUAACUUUGUAUAAAACUCAGUUUAGGCACUUCUAUCUAAGGGCAUAAGCUAAUGUCUAGAUAUAUUCCUUUCUGGGGAUCUAGUUUUAUAGCAAGAACUGAGGAAGGUUGUAAACAGUAUCCUAUCAGACUAAUUUCCCAGAUAACGAAUGCUUUGAGACUGAUUUUUAACAAGAAAGGCAGGAUGUAAUUUCAAGGUUGGACUCACUGGUGAAAUCCUACAGUUAGUAAUUUCAUACUACUGAUUUAAAGAUGUGUCCCUUGCUUUGGUAUAUGUAAAUGGCAAAUGCUAGGCUUCUACUCUGAAAGUUAGGAAUCUUAGCAUGUUCUUACCUAGAGAGAAGACCAGCCAAGUUUUGCAUGAAGUAGACCUGAGAUGCCUGUAGGUAUGGAAAAUAUGUCAUGAGAAGUGGUUUUGGAUGAUUUCAAAUGUCUGAAUAAGUAUGUGAUGGAAUACUCAGAGUUCUGUGUCAUGGUCAGGUAGGAUAUUCAAAAUAUUUAGUGAUCAAUAUGUCACGGGCACCCCCCCGUCAAAUAGAACAGAUAAUCAUAACUUUCAGCCCUUAUGCCAUACCAGCUGAAUGUCAGCCUUGAUCACGGAACAUGGUAACAAUGAGCUGCUAUUAGAUGGAGUCAGAGUAAAAAGUCACCUUUUCCCCUACUAAAUUUAAGUUGAGUGUCUAUUUUUUACUUUAUAGCAGACAGAAUAUGAACUUGGAAUCAGACAGCCUUGUAUUCAAAUUCUGGUCUUACCUCUUCCUCUUUGCAAAAUGUGGGCAGUAAUACUUCCUCUAAAGGUUUAUCAUGAGGAUUAGUGAUAUAUGUGUGUAAUAUAAGUAUAUAACAUAAUGGAGGAAUUUCGUAGAAGAUAACUUAUUUCUAUGUAAGUCCCAGAAAUACAUAUUCCUCUACUUGGCUUAUACUUACUAAAUCCCACAUAUCUAUCCAUUUGUAUUUAUGUAAUUAUCCUUCUUUGGAGUAUUUGAUAUGUUGACAUACCUUUAUUGAGCUAUCUGUCCAUGCUUAUAUUAGGGUUGCUUGGCUUAUCUUAUAAAUCCUGGUCUUGUACAUUCUAUGGGUUUGGACAAAUUUAUAAUGACAAGUAUCCACUAUUACGGUAUCAGAGUAGUUUCACUGUCCUAAAAAUCCUCCGUGCUCUACCUAUUCAUUCCCAUGGCUGAGAUCACAUAGCAGAGGUCAUGAUAAACUAAAUUUCUGAUUAGGUGUUCUUUCUACCAUGCCAGUGAAAGAGAGGAAAAAUGUUUCUUCCAGACUGACGUCAGAAAGAUUUACUUGGACUUACACGUUUAUCAUUUAUCAAAAUGAAUUUCCAUUAAUUUCAUCUAUUUGGAAAGGUUUAGAGGUUUUCUGAAACAAAAAUUUAAUCUAAUGAAAAGUUUUCUUAACAUUUAGGACUUUUUCUAAAUCCUGGGUUAGUUAAGAAAUAACCAUUAUAUUCAAUCACUUUUUAAAACUUAACACAUGAAAAUGUUACUUUUUAGUUGCCUUCAAUUCUGUUAGACUGCUAAAGCAUAAGUUAAGUUAAAAAUCAAAGUCAGGCCUCAUUGGUUAUUUUUUUUUAACUUUCUCCAUUUCAUGGAAUUUUCUUCCAUUCCUUCUCUGAAAAAAAUCAAACAUUUUUUUUCUUCAAGUUUUUAUUUAAAUUCCAGUUAGUUAACAUACAGUGUAAUCUUAGUUUCAGGUGGAAAAAAAACAGCAUUUUAACAAAGUUGGACCAGCGUAGCACUACUGAACAUAUAAAGUUGCCAAUUUGCUAGUGGUUAUAAUUUGUUGUAUUCUUGAAAGAUACCGAAUAAAGGUACUAUUAUUUAUGUAGCAAUCUCCUUUUGUUUCUUUUUUAUUGUCAGUUAUCUACAGGUAGCCUACAUGUCUUGGAAUCUGUGUCAAUCUCUCCUUGAUGUUCUUUUCUUAAACUCCAAACUGAAGGUCACUCAAGUUAUCUAUAGAAGCUGGUACUACUGUAAAUUAGUGAGGUGUUUAGGGGCAGCUGGGUGGCUCAGUUGUUUAGGCGUUUGCCUUUUGCUCAGGUCAUGAUUUCAGAGUCCUGGGAUCAAAUCCUGCAUUGGGCUCCCUGCUCAGUGGGGAGCCUGCUUGUCCCUCUCUCUCUGCUGCUCCCUCUGCUCAUGCUCUCUCUCUCAAAUAAAUAAAUAAAAUCUUAAAAAAAAAAUUAGUGAGGUGUUUGAGAAUCAGGGGUAGGGGCAUCUGGGGACUUUUCAAAAGAGACAACUAUAGUUAGUUCCAGUCACUUUUUGUCAUGCAGGAUUAUGGACUCAGAAUUACCCUAUCAGAAGCUAGAAAUGUUGAUUUGAUGUGAGCAGUCCUGAUUGUCAGAGUACUAUGUACGCUGAACAAAACACAUCUACAGAUUAAACUUGACCUGUAGGCCUCCAAUUUGAAAUCUUUCCUAAACUCAGGAGGCCAAAUUGAAUUUCUU
Molecule: messenger RNA, 4623 nt
Organism: Mirounga angustirostris (Northern elephant seal)
Lineage: Eukaryota; Metazoa; Chordata; Mammalia; Carnivora; Phocidae
Gene: CLHC1
Product: clathrin heavy chain linker domain containing 1
Exons: 12
Coding region: 173-1942 (589 amino acids)
Source: RefSeq, a predicted model, not a curated record